Molecule: messenger RNA, 870 nt
Organism: Colletotrichum acutatum
Lineage: Eukaryota; Fungi; Ascomycota; Sordariomycetes; Glomerellales; Glomerellaceae
Product: acetylxylan esterase A
Exons: 2
Coding region: 1-870 (289 amino acids)
Cellular component (GO): extracellular region
Molecular function (GO): hydrolase activity
Source: RefSeq, a predicted model, not a curated record
AUGAAGUUCAGCACGAUUCUCUCUGCCCUUGGCCUGGCCGCCUCUGCCAGCGCCGCGUCGCUGCAGCAGGUCACCAGCUUUGGCUCGAAUCCCAGCGGCGUCAAGAUGUACAUCUAUGUUCCCGACAAGCUGGCGGCGAACCCUCCCGUGGUCGUGGCCAUCCACUACUGCACCGGUACCGCUCAAGCCUACUACAACAACAGCCCCUACAAGACACUCGCGGAUCAAAAGGGCUUUAUCGUCAUUUACCCCGAAUCGCCGUACUCGGGAACCUGCUGGGAUGUUUCCUCCAAGGCAACUCUCACGCACAAUGGAGGAGCCAACAGCAACUCCAUCGCCAACAUGGUCUCAUACACUCUCAACAAGUACAAUGGCAACAAGUCGAAGGUCUUCGUCACCGGCUCAUCUUCCGGCGCCAUGAUGACUAACGUGCUGGCCGCCACGUACCCCGACGUCUUCGCCGCUGGCAUCGUCUACAACGGCGUCCCGGCCGGUUGCUUCUACACCGGUACCGUCAACGGCUGGAACAGCACCUGCUCUUCAGGCCAAUCGAUCGCCACGCCGGCACGCUGGGCCCAAUGGGUCUACGACGCCUACCCCGGCUACACGGGGUCCCGCCCCCGCAUGCAGAUCUACCACGGCAGCACCGACACCACGCUCAACUACGCCAACUACCAGGAGACUAUCAAGCAGUGGUCCGGCGUCUUUGGAUACAACCCGGAUAAGCCUAUCACUUCCUCUCAGAACACACCUAUUGCCAACUAUCGCACGGAUGUGUUCGGUGAUCACCUCACGGGUGUUUGGGCUGUUGGCGUUGGACACACUGUGCCCAUUCGGGGUGACGAUGACAUGAAGUUUUUCGGCCUGUAG